Molecule: messenger RNA, 1299 nt
Organism: Branchiostoma belcheri (Belcher's lancelet)
Lineage: Eukaryota; Metazoa; Chordata; Leptocardii; Amphioxiformes; Branchiostomatidae
Product: 2'-5'-oligoadenylate synthase 1-like
Exons: 7
Coding region: 1-978 (325 amino acids)
Biological process (GO): regulation of ribonuclease activity
Cellular component (GO): cytosol; nucleoplasm; membrane
Molecular function (GO): 2'-5'-oligoadenylate synthetase activity; double-stranded RNA binding
Source: RefSeq, a predicted model, not a curated record
AUGGCGUAUUUUUCAGUAGGCGGAUCGUCUGUAACUUCACUCACCAAUGAGAGGGAGCUAAACUCUUACAUAGACCGGGAACUUCAGAUGACCGAGUCGGACAGAAUCCGGUUUAACCAGGUUCUGGACGGGCUGUACCGAACUCUGCAGACCGAGGUUAGGUACAACAACAUCACCGUCAACCGUAUGGUCAAGGGAGGUUCGUACGGCAGAGGUACGGCGCUGAAGGACAGGUCUGACCUGGACGUGACUCUGUUCCUGAACGGCAUCAUCAGUAUGGGAGACUUCCUCAGUCAGCAACAGGACAUCAUCGGACGUGUGGCGAGGACCAUAGAGGGAUCCAGGUGGGCUCGUGAGAAUGGAGUUGUCAGGGUUGUGGCACAGCCAAAUGCUGCUACACUGGAGCUGAGGUCUGGAAACCACCGCAUGGAAGUCGACAUCGUGCCGGCCUACGACAACCUGGGUGUCGAGAAAAACCCAAUGAAGCGAAACGAAGUGUACCAGUCCAUGAGAGGCCAGGACUCCUACAAGUACUCUGCGUCCUUUGUUGGACUUCAGGUCGAGUUUGUGCGAGAACGUCCCGCUCGACUGAAGAAUCUCAUCCGACUGGUCAAGUCCUGGAAAAAGGCACAGGAUGACCAAUUUGGAAAGAAGCUUGGCUCUUCGUGGCUGUGGGAGUUGAUCACUAUCCACGUGUGUGAAACGCGGGUGGGGUCGACAUCGAGCUUCAACAUGCGGCAGGCCUUCAAACUGGUCAUGGAGGCGGCGGUGAACUACAGCAGUCUCCGGGCGUGGUGGAAGACUUACUACUCAGACAGGUUUCCCGUGGUUCGCGAGACGUUGUCGUCUACUGGAAGCCCAUUGGUUCUGGACCCUGCCAACCCCUGGGAUAACGUGGCUGACCGCUGUAAGCACUGGAGUCUGGUGGAGCAGGCCGCUCGUGAGGCACUGCGCAGUCCACUGCUGGCGUCUCUGUAGACAACCAACACUAGCCUCUACCAGGCUUCAAUGUCUACAGGCUUCAUGUCUAUAGUUAGCCUCUUCUAGGCUCCGGAAAGUGACUGGAAAGUAAACUGUACUCUCUAGUGGACCAACACUAUUGUUUUAAUAUCUCUCUUUUGGCCAAUUUCUACUCUUCAGUCGUGAAGCCUGGUAUAUAGAGGUUACCUGUAGACAACCAACACAACAAAUGGCAGAGACAGUGACCUGUCCAUUCAAGUUUUUUUUUUACAUUUAUAAUUACAAAACUAGAGAAGUAACAUUUGCAAAGCAAAUGCAUAAUGUUUACCUUCGGACAUG